AUGGCAUCCUCUCUGCGCACCCCUGACCACAAUGCACGACUGAUCUACGACGACUUCAACGAGUUGUUUUGGAGCCGCCAGUGCCUCGACAUCCUUCACCGAUUCACCAAAGAGACGGAGGCUUCUGCACAAGAAAUAGCACAGACAGUUCAAGUGAUACAUCCUUCAGCUGACACCGAGCCGUUUUCAGACCAUCAGCUUGCCUCAAAGCCAAUCCAAAAGCCACAACCCAAGAACUGUCCAAUGGGACUGUCCGUAUCCCGUGAAAGCUUGAACGCUGUAGUAGCUGAACUCUCCUCAGCGUCAAAGCCUGGAUCUGGAAUCAAAACUUUCGUAGAGCACAGAAGUUACGCACAAGUUUUGCGCAACUUUUGGCGUGUAUUCGCGUGGCACGUGACCACGUUUGCUGGCAUUUUCCUGCUCUAUGCUGUACUGGAUGAAGAAUCAUCAUAUUCUGCACAAAAGCAGUGGGCUAUCACGACUCUGACGGCCGCGAUAAGUUACGGGAUGCUCCCUAUCUUUGAUUUGAUGCUUGUUGACUACCGGACUCUCGGCAAGCCACAGUGGUGGCAGCUCGCAUGGAGACGGGUUCCGAUCCAUUCAGCACGAAUAGGCUUUGCAUUGGCGGCUCUGGUGACCGUGGCAUUAGAUGGACUUGAUUCGGCUCAUUUGCAAUGGACUGGACUUCUGAGCAUCUUGUACUGGGCUUUCUUCGUUUGUCAUGGGGCUCACUAUUUUCUCUACAUGCGCAUUCAAGACCGUAUGCCGUUCUUUGUUUUGCUGUGGAGCAACAAGUGGUUAGCACCCCUGAGCAAGCCUUCAACGUAUACAGGCAGCGUGCCACUACUAGCCGAGAACUUCACACACGUGCUGAAGUAUUCCUUUUUUUGGCUUUUUGCCAUGGCUGCCAAGGCCUUGUAUUGGCUUUACUUCGUCUUGCCGCCGAUGGUUAGUGCUUCGAAGCAUGUUGGCUACGUCUCUUGCCGCCCCGUAUACAUAAAUUCUGUUGUCUUCUGGCCGGGUUAUAUUCCUGCUGUUCUACAAGCCUUUAUUUGGGUACCAGCAUUCCUCAUAUGGCUCUUCGACAUGCAGAUUUUCUUUCUGUUGUUUGGAGCAUUUUACGGUAGUAUUGACGGCUACAUCCGGCGCGUUGGCUACAUAACAAACUGCCGGAAGAUCCAGCAGCGCCUUCUCCCUAUGUUGCCCCUCACAGCAGUCUUCCGUCUACCAGGAGAAAAAGCGACAGAGGAUAAAGGGCUAUUUGAAAGGAUGCCUUCUGGAAUAACGCAGCUGCACGGGGCUCUGCAGCUACGACGCGCAAGCAACGUAGACCGUUACUGCCGCCGCGGGACCCUUUCUAGGAUGCCCACAAAUGCGCGUGACCAACAGCAGUGGUGCGUGCAACCUCCUGCUUUCGCGCUUUCAAGCUCUCCCAACGACUUCCGAAGUCUUUCUGUGCAAUAUGCAAAUACCACUGACCCCUACGUGAGCAUGGUGCCUCAGAUGAUGGCCAAGACCGUGACUAGGGCCAGCUUCUUGGCACCCAGUGAAGCCGAGUCGGUGGCAAAAGCAAACGCGCAGCUGAAGAAGGCAUUGCUUGCAAUGAUAAUGCUGCCAAGCACUGAACCAGAAGAACUCGGUGGAUCGAACAUCCCACUACCUGUGCAGGAGUAUGUUAAGGCUGUAAGUGUCUGCUUCGGUUCGGACUCGAUGGUCAAGGAUAUCCCCUCUAUCUUGCCCGCUCCACUACAGCGGGCUGAAGUGGCCGUCAUGAUUGAACAACUGGAAAUAAUUUUGCAUCACACGUCGCUCCUGCUCCUCGCCAGUGAAGAAGAGAGAAAUUCAGUGAAUGUCGGUGACCUACCACUACUUCCUGAAGAGCUGGCCGAAAUGCGAGCUCUUCACGCACAACUUGGCGAAGCCGAUGCAAACGUAGUUUUGGCAGACAACGGAUCGAAAUAUGGGGGGCCCUCUGACAGAGAGCAAGCCGAGUCAAGGAGGAUAGCAGCGGUGGAGCACGGGCUUAGAAUGUUUUUUCGAAGAGCUGCGCGCAUUCUUAAGGCCGAUGACCCGUCUUUCAAAUGCGCCGAAACUCAGCGAAGGUGA
Eimeria mitis is the source of this 2106-nucleotide messenger RNA. RefSeq lists its product as uncharacterized. The record is from RefSeq and is a predicted model, not a curated record. The transcript is spliced from 11 exons. Gene Ontology annotation, molecular function: glucosyltransferase activity. Gene Ontology annotation, cellular component: plasma membrane. The coding region runs from base 1 to 2106 and encodes 701 amino acids. Lineage: Eukaryota; Apicomplexa; Conoidasida; Eucoccidiorida; Eimeriidae.